GCAUUGCCAUGUGGAGCGCGAUAAGAAGUAUUUGCCGGUAGUUACUUUCUUUCAGGAAAAGAUAGCCUGCGAAAGUAAUAGGCUACUGCUGGUAAAACUUUUUAAUAUAAUUACACUAAUUCCUGGCUGUAGGUAAAGUUAUUUUAAUGAACCAUGGAUUUAAUAAAUAUUUUAGAAAAGACAGUUUCUCCAGAUAAAACAGAGUUAGAAGCAGCACAGAACUAUUUAGAGCAAGCUGCUCAGAAUAACCUACCUGAGUUUCUCAAGUCGCUUUCAGAUGUUCUUCAACAUGCAAGCAACACUCCUGUGGCCCGUAUGGCUGCUGGUUUGCAGCUUAAAAAUGCUCUUACUUCAAAGGAUGCUAACAUUCGGCUCAAAUAUCAAGAAAGAUGGUUGCAAUUCCCACUUGAUAUUCGAAGUUACAUAAAGCAAAGUGUUCUGUCUGCACUUGGUACAGAGACAAUUAGACCUAGUUCAGCUGCCCAGUGUGUAGCCUAUAUAGCUGUUGCAGAAUUACCACGUGGUGAGUGGCCAGAUCUGAUUUUGGUUCUGACCCAAAAUGUUACAAAUGCUACAAGCACAGAAAUGACAAAAGAAGCUACCUUGGAAGCAAUUGGUUAUAUAUGUCAAGAUAUUGAACCAGAUGUUUUAAUUUCUCAGUCAAAUGAUAUUCUAACUGCAAUUGUUCAUGGUAUGAGAAAAGAUGAACCUAGUGAUCACGUUAAACUAGCAGCUACUAAUGCUUUGCUGAAUUCUUUAGAAUUUACUAAAGCAAAUUUUGAAAAGGAAUCGGAAAGACACUUUAUUAUGCAGGUUGUGUGUGAAGCUACGCAAUCUUCCGAUACUAAAGUGAGAGUAGCUGCUCUUCAGUGCUUAGUAAAGAUAAUGUCCCUUUAUUAUCAGUACAUGGAGACAUAUAUGGGACCAGCACUUUUUGCUAUUACUAUGGAAGCCAUGAAAAGCGAGAUUGAUGAAGUUGCACUUCAAGGAAUUGAAUUUUGGUCCAACGUUUGUGAUGAAGAAGUUGAUUUAGAUAUCGAAGCCACUGAGGCUGCAGAGCAAGGAAUGCCACCUGCCAGAACAUCAAGAUUUUAUGCCAAAGGUGCUCUUCAAUAUUUAGUGCCAAUUUUAAUGCAGACUCUAACAAAACAGGAAGAACAUGAUGAUGAAGAUGAUUGGAUUCCAUGUAAAGCAGCUGGAGUAUGCCUUAUGUUGAUGGCUGCUUGUUGCGAAGACGAUAUCGUCCCUCAUGUUCUACCAUUUGUUAAAAACAAUAUCAAACAUGUUGAUUGGCGAUAUAGGGAUGCAGCGGUGAUGGCAUUUGGGUGCAUUUUAGAAGGUCCAGAUCCAACAAAUCUGAAACCAAUUGUAGAGCAAGCAAUGCCAAUGUUUAUAGAGCUAAUGUCUGAUGAAAGUGUAGUUGUUCGUGAUACUGUUGCAUGGACUAUUGGCAGGGUGUGUGAGCUAAAUCCUGAGGCUGCAGUUAAUGAAACAUACCUGAAACAGCUUCUAGAAGCAUUAGUAAAAGGUCUAAGUGCUGAACCAAGAGUUGCAUCCAAUGUUUGUUGGGCAUUUAGCAGCCUUGCUGAAGCUGCAUUUGAAGCUGCUGAAGUGACAGAUGAUAAUCAAGAACCAAAUACGUAUUGUUUAUCUGAAUGUUUUGAGAUAAUUGUAGCGAAGCUUUUAGAAACUACCGAAAGACCUGAUGGUAGCCAAGCAAACUUGAGAAAUGCUGCUUAUGAGGCUCUAAUGGAAUUAGUAAAGAAUAGUCCUAAAGAUUGUUAUGUGUGGGUGCAAAAAACAACCAUGAUAAUUUUGGAAAGGUUAAAUCAUGUUCUUGCUCUAGAAAGACACAUUCAGAGCACUUCUGACAGAGCUCAAUAUAAUGAUUUACAAUCAUUACUUUGUGCUACUUUGCAGAGUGUAUUAAGAAAAAUGACGAAAGAGGAUGCUCCAAAAAUUUCUGAUCCAAUAAUGGCUGCAUUAUUGCAAAUGUUUAGCUCUAGCAACUGUAAAUCAGGUGGAGUUCAGGAAGAUGCUCUGAUGGCAGUUUCUAUGCUAGUGGAAGCUUUGGGGGAGCAGUUUUUAAAAUAUAUGGAUGCAUUUUCUCCAUUUUUGGCUUUGGGUCUGAAAAAUCAUGCAGAAUACCAGGUUUGCAGUGCAGCUGUUGGUUUAACUGGUGACAUUUGUCGUGCACUUUCAAUGAAAGUGCUUCCUUAUUGUGAUGACAUCAUGACAAUGUUGAUGGAAAAUCUUUCUAAUGCUUCAGUGCACAGAACUGUAAAACCGCAAAUUUUGUCAGUUUUUGGUGAUAUUGCUCUAGCAGUUGGUCCCCAUUUCCGCAAGUACUUGGACAUUGUAAUACAAACACUGUUGCAAGCAUCACAAACUCAAGUCGAAUGCAAGAAUGAUUAUGAAAUGAUAGAGUAUGUUAAUGAAUUGCGUGAAGGAUGCCUUGAAGCUUAUACUGGUAUCAUACAAGGGCUUAAAGGUGAUCAAACAACUCCAAGUUCUGAAGUCGCAGUCUUACAGCCACAUGUACCCUAUAUUAUUCAAUUUAUCACUCACAUAGCUCAAGAUCCUGAGCAUUCAGAUGCUACUAUAGCAACUAGUGCUGGAGUAAUUGGGGAUCUUUGCUUAGCAUUUGGCCAGAGUAUGCUCCCUCUUGUAGAUAAUGAGAUUAUUAAUGAUCUAUUAACUAAAGGUAGGCGUUCAAAGACGACUAAAGCUAAAACCUUAGCAACUUGGGCUUCUAAAGAAAUUCGAAAACUGAAGAAUGCGACAUCAUGAUUUGUAUGUUUCAAAACAGCAGUCUGUGACUCUGUGGGCUGUCAUGUGCAAACUUUCCUCAUGGCUGUCGCGAGAGCCUUAUCAAGAAGCCAAGCGCUAUUAUAUUGUUUGACAAGAGAGAGAGAGAGAACGAGUGAGAGUGUGCGUGUGUGCUCCAUCUUUCACACCAGUAUGAUUCGUCAGUCUCUUUCCGUAACUUCCAAGCCUGCCAAGCUUCUUCAUCCAUAGCCAGCAACAGUUCCAUUGAAGAAUUCCUUAUUCAAGCAGCAGCAUAUUUGUCUGGAAGACAAAGAAAAAAAAACCAACUGUUUGGACGGUUACUUUCAGAAGCCCAUCAGUAUUGAAGACAAAAAAAAUUUAUCUUCACUGGGCUCCCAAGUUUUAAAAACUUGCCUCCCCACCAGAAUAAAGACUGCAUCUGAAAUGCGUCUGAGUGGGGGUUUCUCUUCAGGCCCUGUCAACCAUUACUUUUAACAUUUUCAAAUCAAAAAUUAACAACUGCGGAAAAGUUGUCUUUGAAAGUGCCUUUUUAAAUUGAGGUGUGUUCGACUGCACUGUCCAAACCUCAAUGUUGCAGCCAAAUUUGAUUUUGUUGCCGAGAAACUGUUUAUCCUGAGCAACUUUUAGCUCUUAGAGAUGCUGAUUGAAUAGGAUUUUUGCUGAAAAAGAACAAGGGUAACUAAAAUACUGUAUUUUUAAAAGAGCUAAAAUAUAAAAGAUGUAAAAAAUUGUCAUAUUUCAUGAUGUAUCAUAUCAGAUGUAUAUUUUUGGCAGCUUUAUUUUGUGGAAGAAUUUUAGUUGCAAAUCUUAAUUUUGCAUAUUUCCUUUGCAUGAAAACUGCACAAGUCUUAGCAUAUAGCUAACAUUCACUCCAGUGAUACCUUUCCUCAUGAGUCAAAAAGUGGUUACCCUUGUUUUUAAACGACUGCUGGAAUCACUUUUAAGUUGUGAAUAAUUUUCUGUAAAAAACAAGUUUUUUGAAUUGUUAGUAAAUCAUCUGUUCUUAAUGUUUUUCAUUUUACAUGUAUUGGGAUAGCCAAAAUUAUCAUAGUCAUUUUUUCCCAAUAUUUUUACUUCUGUGAUCAUGUUUAAAAACAUUUUUCUAUUGAUAUCUCAGUUGGUGUGAAUAUUAAUUUUUCUAAAGCGUCUUUAAAAGAUUACUUUUGUAUUUUUUAAACUUCUCAGGCAAAUCUAAUCAUUCAUGUGUGAGUGGUAUGUAUGUAAAAAUAUGUUUUCUUCGUUUCCUUUCCAAAUCCUUAUUCCAUAUAUGGAUAUGUGACCAAUAAAAUUAGCUCAAUUAAAGUGUUGUUUUUUAA
Messenger RNA from Uloborus diversus, 4106 nucleotides. RefSeq names its product importin subunit beta-1-like (gene Fs(2)Ket). Bases 154 to 2790 code for a protein of 878 amino acids. NCBI's taxonomy places the organism in Eukaryota, Metazoa, Arthropoda, Arachnida, Araneae, Uloboridae. Gene Ontology annotation, cellular component: cytoplasm; nucleus. The transcript is spliced from 20 exons. Gene Ontology annotation, biological process: protein import into nucleus. The record is from RefSeq and is a predicted model, not a curated record. Gene Ontology annotation, molecular function: small GTPase binding; nuclear import signal receptor activity.